AUGCUAGUACGCAAGGAGUACGUCUUUAAAGUGGCCAGUGGGGUCCCAAUAGCCGCGGACGUUUAUUUUAGAAAGGCAAAUACAAGCUCCAGGUUACCCAUUGCCUUGCAUUUUCAUGGUGGGAAUUUCACGGUCGGCUCCAAAGAGAUGCUGCCUCACUAUCAAGCAGCAAAACUUGUCGACUUGGGCUUUGUGGUCGUUUCUGCUAAUUACCGAUUAUGCCCCACUAUCACGGUGUAUGAAGGACCAGUAUCAGAUGCUUUUGAUGCUUACAAAUGGUCCCAAUCCAAAUUGCCCGACCUGCUGUCAAAUGACGCUGGUGUCAGUGUGGAUGGCUCGCGAAUUGUCACUUUCGGGCAUUCCUGUGGCGCUGCGUUGGCACUUCUAAUGGCUGGUUUAUCUCAUCCACCUCUCGCGAUCCUCGACAUAUAUGGUAUGAAGUACUUUUCAGACCACGUAUACCACAAUGCUGUUUCUCCACCCUCGGCUAGUUCUAAACUCGAUGAUAAUUUUCUGGGCCAAAUAUGGAAUGAUGUUCCUCCUCCAAGCAGCGGUCCUCCUCCAAUGGGACCAUCUGGGCCAGAUUUCACGAACUACCGUGUUGCGUGGAUGUUUGAUGCAUUGCAGAGAGGAACACUAUUGAAAUUGACUGUGGGGGACGAAAACUAUGACCGUGUGGAUCCUGUGUCAUUAUUCUCAAAAGGAAAUUUCCCUCCUACUUAUUUCAUCCAUGGCACCAAAGACACGUUGGUACCAGCAAGAGUCUCACAGCGCGCAUACAACGAUCUCAAGAGUAUCGGUGUCGAGACCGAACUGGUCCUUGUUGAAGGAGGGCAACAUGGCCUAGAUUCGAAUGUGCAGCCUGGGGAUAGUGUAUUCGGUCUUCUGACAAAAGGCUUCGAGUUCCUCAGGGCUCACGUCUGA
Molecule: messenger RNA, 924 nt
Organism: Penicillium subrubescens
Lineage: Eukaryota; Fungi; Ascomycota; Eurotiomycetes; Eurotiales; Aspergillaceae
Product: alpha/beta hydrolase
Exons: 3
Coding region: 1-924 (307 amino acids)
Molecular function (GO): hydrolase activity
Source: RefSeq, a predicted model, not a curated record